GACGAUUUCACGAACGUGCGCUUGUCAACUGGUAAUCUGCCUUGCUUCCUAAUCCACCGUUGGGCCCUCUGCGUAGACGCUGCCGCAGAAAGCCUUUUCCGAUUACAACGCCUUUGGACCGUCACGAUCGUAAACAGCCUUCCCGUGAUGCUGGCAGUCUCCUUAGAUCGGUGCUCGGGCCCGACACCAGUCAUAACGGCCGCAACUUGAUUCCACACACUGACAAUGCAUUUCUCCAAGACCUAUGCUCAACUGCUGAGCGAGCUCCCACACGAAUUAAGCGACAAUGCUAUUCAAUAUCGUCAGCUGAAAAAACUCAUUAAUCAAGUCGCCAUAGAGCUCGCAACGCUCGGACUUGGGCCGGCAGUGUUAAACAGUCUUUUGCGAACCGGUUCCGACUCGAUUCCGUCGGAGGGGAAGGGGAAAGGACGCGGCACACGUAUCGUUUACGAAUACAAUAAUGAGUCGGGUCAAAUUCAGCCUCGCUUGCGAUUGUGGGUCGGCGCUUCCCACUCAACGACCUCACCAUUUCGAUCCGAAGCAGGCACAGAAGAAGAAGAAUUGGGAACAGACGACCCGUCGCUUGCCGCGCUACUAUGGGCCAUGCAGCGAGAAAGCAAGCCCUUGGGGACGUCGGUAGAACAACGAGAUGGCAACAUGGAAAUCGUUAUACCAUUACCCUCCGAUUCCGCCUUUUUCCAACUGCUUGCCACUGCUCUUUCCGCUUUAUCCGAGAGGCUGCUCGCCAUACAUGCUGAAUUUGUGCGAACGCUUGCUGACCUGACCGUCGCUGUGUCGUCUUCGGCACGUCCAGUUUCGUCCGAAAACCACUCAUUCAGAGUGCAUUCGCCUUUCACAUCGGAUGCUGGUGGAGUCCGAGUAGACGCUUCGAGCAGAAAGAGUGAUCUUUCGACUUGGCGAGAAAUAUUCCAGCUCUAUCUCCAGGCCGAAAUCUUCGAAUGCCUGAGCGAAAGAUCGCGAGGGGAACGCACAGUUGAGGAUGUGGAGACCCGAUUGAAGGAUUUUGCAGAGCGCGUGACUGUACUGGGACUGGAUGAUCGACGGCGUCUUAAGCUUCCUGCGAGUCAAAGUGCACUCAAAACUUUCUUCGAACUAAACGUUUUCAUCUUGAACGUCAAGAAGUUUGAACUUGCUAAUUCGGAAGCGACCCGCAAAAUUCUCAAGAAACAUACGAAACGCACAGCGUUGCCUAUCACCGACAAUAAUAACACCCAUUCGCUCGCAAUAUUACCCUCCCAUGAUGCUUCUCUUCCCCGUAUUCUCGUUCAAGAGUUGGGCACGACGCUGUUGCCGAUUGUCCCUUCUUUGGAUGAUUACUCCUGUCUGAUCUGCACCAGUCUGGCUUUCAAACCUAUCCGGCUCUCCUGUGGUCACCUGUUCUGCGUACGCUGCUUAGUCAAGAUGCAGAAGCGUGGCGACGAGAGGUGUCCCGUGUGUCGUUCCCCAUGCGUUUUGCUCGCCGACCGAUCCAAUGUUGAUUGGGCUUUGCUCAACUUUAUGCGCGAUUGGUUUCCGGAAGAGGCUCGUUUCAAAUUGCGUCAGAACGAGCAGGAAGCUGCCCAAGAACAAAUGGAAGAACUAGGCAUCACUUCUCAGCAGCCGUGUCUUAUUAUGUAGUGCCUGAUAAAGUACAGAUGCGAUACCCUAUGAGCCUUCCUUGGAGCU
This is a messenger RNA of Mycena citricolor, 1686 nucleotides long. NCBI's taxonomy places the organism in Eukaryota, Fungi, Basidiomycota, Agaricomycetes, Agaricales, Mycenaceae. The record is from the annotation of a GenBank genome assembly.